Messenger RNA from Cuculus canorus (common cuckoo), 2710 nucleotides. It is a transcript of the gene PANK4, whose product is annotated as pantothenate kinase 4 (inactive). Gene Ontology annotation, molecular function: pantothenate kinase activity; ATP binding. Bases 153 to 2522 code for a protein of 789 amino acids. Gene Ontology annotation, cellular component: cytosol; nucleus. NCBI's taxonomy places the organism in Eukaryota, Metazoa, Chordata, Aves, Cuculiformes, Cuculidae. The record is from RefSeq and is a predicted model, not a curated record. The transcript has 19 exons. Gene Ontology annotation, biological process: coenzyme A biosynthetic process.
CUUGGCAGCAGAAGCCAGCACCUUGCAAUGAAUAACACCCCAUAACGGGACUGGAUGGGCUUAGAGGUCCUCUUACCCAGCCCUAAACCGUUCUAAUUCCGUGCUCGUCCGCCCUCUCCUCAUUAACAUACCCCUCAUUAGCGCGCAGAUGUAUGCGCAUACAUUUGCAUGCGGAUGAGCCGGGCGGGGAGCGGCGCGCGCUCAAAAUGGCGGAGCGGGGCGGGAGAGGCAGCGGCGGCCACGGCAGCCUGGACAAGAGCAUCACCCUCCCGCCCGACGAGAUCUUCCGCAACCUGGAGAACGCCAAGCGCUUCGCCAUAGACAUCGGUGGUUCAUUAACAAAGUUGGCAUAUUAUUCCACUGUGCAGCACAAGGUGGCAAGAGUGAGGUCCUUUGAUCAUUCAGGAAAGGACAUAGAAAAUGAACCUUUGUAUGAAAUAUCAGUUCAGGAGGAGAUUACAGCUCGACUUCACUUCAUUAAAUUUGAAAACACUUACAUUGAAACCUGCCUAGAUUUCAUCAAAGACCAUCUUGUCAAUACAGAGACAAAAGUCAUCAAAGCUACAGGUGGUGGUGCCUAUAAAUUCAAAGAUCUUAUUGAGAAGAAAUUGGGGUUGAAAGUAGAUAAAGAAGAUGUAAUGACCUGCCUAAUUAAAGGAUGCAACUUCGUGCUACGGAACAUACCCCAUGAAGUGUUUGCGUACCAGAAAGAUUCAGAUACGGAAUUCCGGUUUCAGACUAACCACCCAAAUAUUUUCCCAUAUUUACUGGUGAAUAUUGGCUCUGGGGUUUCUAUAGUGAAGGUAGAAACAGAAGACAAAUUUGAAUGGAUUGGAGGGAGCUCAAUUGGAGGUGGAACUUUCUGGGGUCUCGGAGCACUGCUCACAAAAACAAAGAAAUUUGAUGAAUUGCUGCAGCUCGCUUCAAAGGGCCAACACACAAAUGUAGACAUGUUGGUGAAAGAUGUGUAUGGAGGUGCCUACCAGACCCUGGGGCUGAGUGGAAAUCUGAUAGCUAGCAGCUUCGGGAAAUCUACCACAGCGGAUAAAGAAUUUUCCAAAGAAGAUAUGGCAAAAAGUUUACUGCAUAUGAUCAGCAAUGACAUUGGUCAACUCGCCUGCCUCUAUGCCAAACUCCAUAACUUAGAUAAAAUAUACUUUGGAGGCUUCUUUAUUCGGGGUCACCCUGUCACCAUGCGCACAAUUACCUACAGCAUCAACUUCUUCUCCAAGGGAGAGGUUCAGGCAUUGUUCCUGAGACAUGAAGGCUACCUGGGAGCCAUUGGGGCAUUUUUAAAAGGAGCUGAACAAGACAAUCCAAAUCAGUAUAGCUGGGGAGAGAAUUAUGCUGGGAGCUCUGGUCUUAUGAGCACAUCGCCUGACGUUUACCCUAUGCAGAGAACGAGGAGUGGUACAUUUGACAUGCUGGAAAUGGACAGGUUGGAGAGACCGCUUGUGAACCUACCACUGCUGAAAGACCCAUCCACCUAUAUUCCAGACACUGUUGAUCUCACAGAUGAUGCCAUGGCCAGAAAAUACUGGCUCACCUGCUUUGAGGAGGCACUGGAUGGGGUGGCAAAGCGUGCUGCAGCCAGUCAGCCAGACUCUGUUGACGCACCGGAGAGAGCAGAGAAGUUCCGACAGAAAUACUGGAAUAAGCUCCAGACACUCAGGCAGCAGCCUUUUGCAUAUGGUACCUUAACAGUCAGAAGCCUUUUGGAUACAAGGGAACACUGUUUAAAUGAGUUCAAUUUUCCGGAUCCGUAUUCGAAGGUAAAGCAGAAAGAAAAUGGCAUAGCCUUAAAAUGUUUUCAAAGCGUAAUCGAAUCUUUGGAUUCAUUAGGCUGGGAGGAGAGGCAGUUUGCUCUGGUGAAAGGACUUCUUGCGGGGAAUGUCUUUGACUGGGGAGCAAAAGCAGUCUCAGAUGUUCUGGAAUCUGAGCCCCAAUUUGGAUUUGAAGAAGCCAAGUCAAAACUACAAGAACGUCCCUGGCUGGAAGAUUCCUACAGUCAGUGGCUGGAGCGACUGAAGGAAGGUCCCCCUCAUAAAUGUGCCUUAAUUUUCGCAGAUAACAGUGGAAUAGACAUAAUUUUAGGAGUCUUUCCUUUUGUCAGAGAGCUCCUUUCUAGAGGGACAGAGGUCAUAUUGGCUUGUAACUCUGGCCCUGCCCUAAAUGAUGUCACCUACAGCGAGUCCCUGAUUGUCGCUGAACGGAUAGCAGCGAUGGAUCCCGUUAUUCAAUCUGCACUGAGGGAAGAGAAACUGCUCUUGGUUCAGACCGGUUCAAGUUCUCCGUGUCUGGAUCUCAGCCGUCUGGAUAAAGGUUUGGCCGUGCUGGUCAGAGAGCGGAAGACAGACUUGGUUAUCAUCGAAGGCAUGGGCCGGGCCAUCCACACUAAUUACUAUGCGGCUUUGAAGUGCGAGAGCCUCAAGCUUGCUGUGAUCAAAAACUCCUGGCUUGCCGAUCGUCUCGGAGGGAAAAUUUUCAGUGUCAUUUUUAAGUAUGAAGUGCCAUGUAAAUGAUGAGGGGGAAGAGCAGCAGCAAAACGGACUUGCACUAGUUUUACUUUAUCUGUAAAGAAUGUAUUUUUAUUACAACAGGAAAAAGAGUUCACAGGAAAUUCCAUAUUUAUAUUGUGCUUUUGUGACUUUAAAAGCAACAAUAUGAUUCACUCUAUAGUAUACACACUCAAAUAUAUAUAUGUAUAUCA